UCAAGCCACAUUUGACAUUUAAAAUACCUAACCUUUAAUGGGACCCUUCCACUCACUUGACUUGAAUAUUUUCCUAUAGAAUAUUUCCCUUGAAUGAAAUAUACAAAUUAAGUUAGUGAGAAGCACCUCAACACCUUUGAUCACUUUGUGGGUCGCAGAGAGUUUCACAGUUUUUAUAUUUGGAGAAAAGCAUGCUGCAGUCAGGAAGUGAGUUGGCCUGCAUACUGUGCUACUUAUAGAACUCUGCUCUAAACCACAAGCGCUGAAAAAUUGUGGCUUAUUGUUCUGAACAGCACCUUUUCGGUGGUCUUCAUGCAUGCUCAUACAGUAGCGCUCUCAUGCUGAAGAAGUUUAGACAAUGGUUUGCAUUGCAUUAUGAGUUCAUCCUGGGGACCUGCUUUCUGUUGUCUUUUCUACAAGGAGACAAAUCUUUUACACAUUUGCUUUUCGGGUCUUGCGUUUGAAGAUACAAGGAGACAUCACCUGGUUAACAUUUAAGUUCUGAAAUAUCUCUCUCAGAUGACUUAAAAAAAAAAAAAAAAAAAAAAAAAAAAAAAAACGUGAUGCUUUUGAUUAAAUCAUGGCAACUGACAAUUCAUCCGAAACAAAUUUUCAAGACCUGUCAAAACUUGAUCUUGGACACAUCGUUCUAAUCUGCAUCUAUGGUGUUACCGUUUUCUUCAUGAUUAUACUUGGAUGCCUUUGCCUAAACAAGUAUCGGUCAAUGAAGAAGACCAUACGGGAUCUGAGGCAGCGGAGGUCAGGUGUGAUCCCCCGAGUUCUUUCCCAAGAUUCUCCUCCUCCAUCUCCCAAUGUUCUAAAUAUUCCUGAACUACCAGAAGGUACUACAGAGAGCCCGUUACAGAGACAACAAACUAAAUCCAGCUGCAGAUUUCCCUGGAAGCCUCCACUACAGGUUCCCCGGUUCACAAAAGCAGACCUGAACCUUAUUCAGCUCAUAAAGGCAGGUAGAGAAGGAGUCUUCUACAAAGGGAGGAUAAUGAGGGGCACUUGUAGAGGCCACUCGCUGGUCACUUGCAAAAUUGGAAAAGAAGGUAUCACGCCUAAGCAGAUGGAAAAUGAGGUGUCUAUUAUGAGAAAGCUGGCGUAUCAUAAAAAUGUGAUGCAGCUGUUAGACUGGAACACAGCAGAGGAGCCGUAUAUGCUGAUCAUGGAGUUCAUAAGCUACGGAACCCUGCGCAGUUUUGUUCAGAAACACAAAGAUGAACUGAGCGCCGACCCUGAACUGCAGAGCCAGUUCACCAUUGUGUCUUACCACAUCGCCCUGGCCAUGGAGCACUUGCGCUCCAAAAUGGUGGUGCACUGUGACCUCGCCUUAAGGAACAUUCUGGUGAGCCGAUUCCCAUGGGAGGUGAAGGUAGCAGAGUUUGGCCUGGCCAGGGACUUGACCCGCAUGAGGAGCAGACGCAGCAGCAGGAAAAAACAGCACAAGGAACGCGUGCCCCUGCGCUGGUACCCUCCAGAGUACUUCCGGAACAACUACUACAGCUUUAAGGGAGAUGUCUGGGCGUUUGGUAUCGUGCUCUGGGAGAUGCAGUCAUUUGGCACCUUGCCAUAUCCAGUUCUGAACACAUCUGAGCAAGUGGUGUACAAUGUCUGUGCUGGAUACAAAAACACUGUCCCCAGCACCUGCCGUCCAGAAAUAGAACAGAUCAUACAAGACUGCUGGUUGGAUCCAUACACAUCUAGACCUUCAUUUAAAGACAUUGUCAAGAUCCUGGAGAAUAUUGUGGAGAGUGAUGGGGAUUAUGUGGACGUUGACAACCAAAGGAUCUUGAAUGCAGAAGAAAAGUGAACUAAAAAACACAACGACUAAUACUACAAGAAUUUUGUAGCAAUUGUUUUAUCAUUGUUCAAAUGUAACAUCUACUUAAUUGUGUGCAGGCAUACUUUUUGAACAAUGUUUGUAUUUAAGGAUUUAAUUCUAUGUAUAAUAUCUAUAGAUCAGUGCGUGCAUAGCAUUUGAAGCAGGUAGACAUUACACAACUCUAAUGACCAAAUGAGAGUAUUCUUCCUGUUUCCAUGGAUAUUUUUUUAAAAAGCAUCUAAAAAAAAAAGUCAGUGUUUGUUGUCAUAUACAUGCUUUAUUAACACAAAAUAAUUUAAUAAAAUAAGUUUAACAGUG
Molecule: messenger RNA, 2146 nt
Organism: Megalobrama amblycephala (Wuchang bream)
Lineage: Eukaryota; Metazoa; Chordata; Actinopteri; Cypriniformes; Xenocyprididae
Product: fibroblast growth factor receptor homolog 1
Exons: 12
Coding region: 581-1816 (411 amino acids)
Biological process (GO): cell surface receptor protein tyrosine kinase signaling pathway; multicellular organism development; protein phosphorylation
Cellular component (GO): signaling receptor complex
Molecular function (GO): ATP binding; transmembrane receptor protein tyrosine kinase activity
Source: RefSeq, a predicted model, not a curated record